This is a messenger RNA of Diorhabda carinulata, 11004 nucleotides long. RefSeq names its product roquin-1 (gene roq). Bases 285 to 2978 code for a protein of 897 amino acids. NCBI's taxonomy places the organism in Eukaryota, Metazoa, Arthropoda, Insecta, Coleoptera, Chrysomelidae. The record is from RefSeq and is a predicted model, not a curated record. The transcript has 9 exons. Gene Ontology annotation, molecular function: metal ion binding.
AUGACGUUUAAUGACGUAAAAGUUCGAGAAGUCAGAUUUCACAACAAAUGUGAAUCAUCCAGUGUCAAAGUGGUACAUGAUGUGAUUAUUUUUGGUGAACAAAUUAAGGUAUUCUUCCCUAUUUGCAUGUUAUACCAAAUAUUCGUUCUACCUUUGGUAUAUAUUCAGGAAAAUAGUAAAUAUAUAUAAAAAGCGCGUAAUAAAUACCAAUAAAUCUUGCCACAUUGGUGUAAGAAAGUGUCAUCACCUGAUUUUGACAACCCAAAGGUGAUGAUGUUAGCAUAAUGGUGAUUUCAAAUUUUAGAAUGCCCAUCCAGGCACCUCAGUGGACGGAAUUCCUUUCAUGUCCAGUUUGCUGCAACUCUUUUGAUAUAAAACUUCGUAGUCCAAUAAGUUUGGGCUGUAGCCACACAAUAUGCAGGGGUUGUCUUUCAAAUCUACAUAGAAAACAAUGCCCCUUCGACCAAACAAAUAUAAGUAUUGACAUCGAGAAUUUACCAAUUAAUACUGCAUUAUUGCAACUUGUUGGACCAAAUGUAAGAAAUGAUAAUGAUGAAAUUGACUGUAAGAUUGUUCCUAGGGAAUAUCUAGAUUAUUACUUAGAAUGUAAAAGAUACAUUGAAGAAUUGGCUUUGUAUUUGAAGCCAUAUCCAAAUGGAAGUGUAUGUGGUAGUGGAAGUAUCUUAUCACGCCCUAUGCAAAGGAAACUUGUUACUCUGAUUAACUGCCAAUUGGUGGAAGAUGAGGGGAGAACUAGAGCUAUGAGAGCUGCAAGAUCUCUUGGAGAAAGAACAGUUACUGAACUUAUUCUUCAACACCAAAAUCCUCAACAAUUGUCUGCAAAUUUGUGGGCAGCUGUUAGAGCCAGAGGAUGUCAAUUCCUAGGACCAGCAAUGCAAGAAGAGGUACUGAAGCUCGUUCUGCUAGCUCUAGAAGAUGGUACUGCAUUGUCAAGAAAAGUUUUGGUUAUGUUCGUGGUACAAAGACUUGAACCUCAUUUUCCCCAAGCAUCCAAAACAAGUAUUGGCCAUGUUGUCCAGCUUCUAUAUAGAGCCUCCUGUUUUAAGGUAUCGAAAAGAGAAGGUGAUUCGUCACUAAUGCAACUGAAGGAAGAGUUCCGUACCUACGACGCUCUGCGUCGUGAACAUGACGCUCAGAUAGUGCAAAUAGCAACUGAAGCAGGUCUCAGGAUCGCUCCAGAUCAAUGGUCGGCUCUACUCUAUGGUGACACAGCCCAUAAAUCGCACAUGCAAAGUAUCAUCGAUAAACUUCAAACACCUCAAAGUUUCGCUCAAUCUGUCCAAGAGCUAGUGAUAGCGUUACAGAGAACGGGAGAUCCUGGAAAGUUGUCAGUGUUAAGGAAUUAUCUGGAUUUGUUGGCCAGUAUUGAUCCUAGUCCUGAAUCUGCUCCUCCAUCGUGGAAAGCCUGUUCAGAAUGCUUGAAAGCUGUUGGUCAAGUUGUAGCAGGUCUGGUGGAAUUUAUUCACCAACAUGGUAGUAGAAAAUUGCAAGAUACUGCCCAUUCACAACAUGCUAAAUAUAAAAUUAGUAUGUGCAGGGAUCUAACACUCAGAGGUAGUUGUCCAAGGGGUACCAACUGCACAUUUGCUCAUUCGAAUGAAGAACUGGAAAAAUAUAGGGCUAAGAAUCGAAAAACUAUCACGAGAAAUAAGGAACACCAUAUAGAAAACCAAUCGCCUACAGAAAAACCAUUUAAUCAAUCAGAAGAUUACUAUUCUAUUUCAAACACUGCGACUGUAAGUCCCGUGCCUCUUCCCCCAGUAGUUCAAAUACACAGGAUGGGAUAUGAUGUACCCUACCAUCCUAAUCCUACUUAUCCCACGACACAGCCAUUCACUCAACCGGUUUAUCCCACACCAACAACUUCGUUUCCCAUACACGAAAUGUACCCCCAGAAUCAUACCAAUAUCAUGUUGACCAAUGGAGGACAAUUCUAUCAAACACAACAGGGUGAUUUCACUACUGUAGGUACUCAACCUCAACAAGGGGUUGAUAUGAAGAGGUCAUGGGAUAUUGUGAUGUCGCAGAUAGCUAAAAAUCAAAAUAUAUCCCAACAACAAAAAUUAAAUCGAGGUUCGACGAAAAGUUUGGCCGAAUUACGUCAACGGAAACAAGAAGUGAUUUCGCAGUUGGAAAAAGUCGUUGGAAAAAUGGCUGCGGCUGAGAUAUCCAAUCACGCUAACACUUUGGCUAGACAAGAAUCGCAACACGAUUUGGAAAGUCCGACGUCGCCUUAUAACUUUUGGACGCCGCACAUAACUUCCGGUCCGACUUUUGUUAGAUCUGAUUCAAUUUUGGCAGCCGACGACGAUUACGUACCGUACGAUUCGCCGGCUAUCAGUAAAUUCGGACCCAUAUCUAGGAUGCAUAAGGACAAUGGAAUCACGCAACCCGGAGGACAACAAUUCAGGGAUAACCAGGCAAUGGUUCGACGUCCGGUUACAUCAGCAAGUCCAGUUUCACCUUGGUUCUAUAAUAACAACAAUCAUUACCAUCAAGCACCAAUGCCGACUGCUCAUCCCAUGGUAGGACCUCCGGGUAGUGAAGGAUAUGUUACUUAUGGAUCUCAACUGUUAUUUCAUCCAAGAUUGCAAGACCCGUCUAAAGAAUUAAUCGCCGAAUCACAAAGAGUGAAACUGCAACUGAGAAAUUUAGAAAAACAACUCAACGAUUUGAAAAUCGCCACACAAGGCGUGACUAAUUUGAGUGAGAGCGAAAGACUAACACAGGAAUUACAAUUAAUAGAACAAGGGAUACAAGAAAAACAAAAAGAGGCAUGUUUGUCUAAAAUCGUCCAAUCUUUAAACCAAGCUAUGGGUAAUUACAACAACGGUAACCCCUCAGGACAGUCAGAUGAUGCAAUGUACGAAGCCGAUAUAGCAAACGAUAUGCGUGAAUUGGAAUUAAGGUUACAAGAAGAACUAGAAGAAUGGAACGGCGAAGAUUCGCCAAAAUAAGUUAAAAUGAUAAUAUUUAGAUAAUUUUUACAUUUCCUCUCGUCAUAAUUUUUGUCAUCGAGGGAGGAAGAUCGCAAGGUAUUUGUUAUAAUUUAUUAUGCAUUGUCUUUUCAGAUCAUUUUGAUUUUUUUAGAUUGUGUGUAAUGAUGAAAUUAUUGUCUGUUUAACUGUCAAAUUCAAUAGGAUACUGAGUAAAUACAUUUCUAGAUACAUUUAUCAUACAAUGUAUAAAUUUAAUCGUAACAUGUUUUAGAUAUUUUUUUUUUUUUUGUAAAAUUACUCCGAUAUUAAUUUUGUAAAUCCAAUUUCCACUUUAAAUUAGCAUAAACUCGUUUAAUAAUUGAAUAAAAGAAGCGGAAUAGUUUAGAAAUUAUUAUUUUUUUGUUAAUUACAAAAUUUAUGUUUAUGUAACUAAAUUGGAAUCGUAUUUGUAAUUUGUCCCUCUGUAUUAAUAAAAAUUUACAGUUUCUGAAGAAUAACUCAACGCGGGGUUUGUAUUUAUUUAAAUUAAUGGCAUUUUUAUUGUGACAGUUGAAAUGACAUAAUUUACCUCAUAAUUCAAAGGUCGUCUGACGAUCAUUUCUAUAAUUUGUGAUAUUUUUGUUAAUUGACUUUUGUUAUCAUAUUUCAAAUAUUGAAAAAAAAAAAGAAUUCAUGAUAUUAGCAACAUUUGUGGGAUUUCUAUAUUUUGAUUAAUAAAUAAUAAUCUAUUAUUUUGAAGCAGCAAAAUGGUUGAUAAUAUCAUGGAAGACCAAACAUAAUCUGCAGGAAUGAAAAAUUAUGAAAUAGUUAUACUGAAUAGUCUUAAGAAAUUACCAGGCUGUAAACUAUAUACAAAUAUACCGAAAAAUCAUUUUAAUAUUUUAGUAAAUCGUGUAAUCUUGAAAAAUGCUUCAACUAUGUACAGGGUAUACCAAAAUAAAUUGAAUCGACAUAGUAUAUCAGUUCAGUUAUCUAUGGCUUCAUGUUAUACGGGAACUGCACCCUUAUUUUAUUUUUUGUAAAGGGAUUAUUUUGUUUAUUGUAUUGUUUCUAUGUAUUUCAAUAAUUAUUUCAAAUUACUUUGGUUAUUUUUUCUUGUUGCUCUAUCCAAAAACGUCUAAUACCUGAUAAUACAGUUAUUUGAAAUAAUUUUUUUCUAAUAUGAAACUCAGUUAUAUAAUUGUCGAAACUUCUGCAUUAGGCGCCAAUUUCUUACCACUCCUUAUCGUUUUUUUACAUUUACAAAUAUUUAGAAAGUUUCAUGUGUUAAUCAGGCAAAUGCUGGUAAUUUUUUCUUUAAAAAAAUAUUGUAAAUGUGUCAAAAGUUUUAAAAAAAUUGAAUCAAACUGAAACUUUUCAUGGUACUACAAUAGUUUCAUGCGAGUACUGAGUACUAUAAUAAAAAAUAGGUACACGAGGGAAUAUUUUUUACUCUUGCAGCUAUAAUUAAUAAUUAGAUUAUUUAGAUUUUUCUAUUUAGAAUACACUAACACUCGUUAAGACCCAUUAAUUAGUUCGAAAGGAUCAUUUCGUUGGAUUACUGGUUGUACCACGAGGUUGGAUGUCAGUCUGUUUGGAUAAUAUUUUAAUCUAUUUUUAUUUCUUACGGAUAAGUUUAUUUAUUUCCGUUUUGACCGGUUCCACUUAAAGAACGCAGGCUACAACAAACCAUGGAGCAUUUAUAACAAUUCUUAGCACUUUCACUUAGAAUCGAUCAAAAAUUUCAAUACUAGAAUUGCCUGUUGAUCCCCACAGUAGGAUACCGUAGGUCUAAAUGGAUGUGAGGAUUGCCUUGUAAAUCUGUACCUUAUUUGUUAUAGAUAAUUGAGAUUUUAUACCUGGGAAAAAUAUGAAAAAUUUAUUGAAAAUGUAUAGUACUGUUUUAAAUAAUUUGAAAAGAUAUUUACAAUAGAGUUGUUUUGAAAUUUAUCUAAAAAUGAAAUAAAAACAUGGUGCUUCAAAUGAAAAUAAAACAAAUUGGAAUACAAUUCUGGUAUGGUAUAACUAGAAUUCAUAUAAAAUUGAAAAUAUUUUAACCGUAUCCGGCUUCUUGGAAAACUCAUUUUUACAUAUUUUCAAAAAAAAUAUUACCUAUACACCUGUCUACUCAAAUUAUCGUAGCAUACCCUGUAUAUAUAGCUGUACCUAUAAAAUUAUUUUCUCAUGUAUACUUUUUACAUCACACAACAACCUCAAUAAAUUAGAUUAUGUGAAUUGAUAUACAUUAUUUCAUUUUCGGUUAAAUUGAAAUGAGGAUGGUCUAUAAUUUCAACGGGUACAGCUUUAGCUUAGUAAAAUUGAAAGAGGAAAUGCAUAAAAUGCGCUCGUGUGCAAUAAAAUGAAAUUUUAUGACGAUUAAAAGUAAUUAAAAUGGAAAUAUAUUUAUAUAAAAAGUUAAUCUUGUCAUUUCAAAAAUGAUUUAACCAAAUGUUUAAAGUACAUUCUUAAUAGCGUUAAAUACAAAACGAUAAUUAUACAUUUCAAGUUUAAUAAAUUACGACAGCAGUUAUUCCAGUUUUAGUGGAAAGCUGGGAUGGUAAAUUCUGUUCAAGAAAAGUCUUACUUCGACAAGAUUCUGUUAGUGUAUUCAAUUACUAACUGUACAUCUAUUUAAUUAUGGCCUUAUAGGUAAUUAAAUAUUUCUUAUUGCCAUGUAUAAAAAUGACAUUAUAUAUAAUUGCCAUAUCAAAAAUGUAUUUGUACUUUUCUUGAACUGAUUUGCCACCUAUGCAAAGUGGUAGGCGAAAUGUCAUCUAUUUUUAAUCAUACUGUGUGUGGUUGGUAUAUCAAUGUUAUGAGUUGAUAUAAAUAUAUUUUAUUUAUGUGUGCAUUUGUUUGAAAAUGCAACAAAAACUAAACAAAAUAAAUCAUUUUGUGAAUUAAAUUCUCUUAGUCAUUUAUUUAUUUAAGCUUAUUUGAAAAUAUUUAAACUUAUUUAUGGAAAGAAAAACUUGAACGAAAAUUAAUAUUUCAAGUCCAUUUUUAUAUUAUUGAAAAAUAGCAAUUUAUAUAAUAUUUUUGUUAAAAUUUAUUUAUACGAUUACUAUUUUAGUACCCGGUAUAUGUACAUCUAUUUAUCUUCAUAACAACCCUGGGUUGGUCUUGGUCAACUUCACAAUGGGUCUCUAUUACGAUUUCUAACAACUCCUAGUCAACCCUCAAACACAGGUUAUCGUAUACAGACAGGCUCUACAAAGAUUAUAUUCGUUCCUACUGUAGCAAUCCUGUCUACUAUUUCAUUUCCUUCCACUCCAGGGUGUAUCGGAACUCAUUGGAGGAUAAUUUUAUUAUUUUUGCUUAGUCCAUUGACCAGUUAGAUUUUAUGACAUUGGAGAUCAGAGCUACAAUGGCUAUUUGGGUAUCAGACAAUAAUUCCAUUCUAUUUUCAACUAGACAAACUUUUCAUUUAGAUUAUUUCUACUAAAAAAAUAAUUGAUGUAUUGAGCAAGAUUUGUUUCUGGGCCCGUACACUCCCAUUUCAGUUCUGUCUACUGUUUUGGAGCCAUCCGUAUACCAUUUAAUGGUAUUUCUGUUUAUUUCAUGGUGUUUUGAUCCCCUGUACUUCAAAUAACUUUAUGAUUUAUGGGCCCUGCAGCAGUCCCAUAAUAACACCUACCUUCUUUGUGACUUAAGUGAGAUUGUUUUAGGGUGAAACCCUAAUGAAAAUUCUAGUUUUGUCACAAAAAACCGGAAGAUUGGAUAUUUUUCCUACCAAAACUGAUCUCAUAUCAAAUUUUCUUCUCCGCUAAAAAACAACGUUAACCAAAUUGACGAAUAUACCGAGGUGACCAGAUAUAUCAUGAACAGUAUAACAACGGACAUAAGGACAUAAAAUAUUAAUUUUUUUUGUUCCAAACUAGAUUAUUAUAUUUAAAAUAACUUCUUGGAUGUUGCAUCUUUGGUGUUGAUAUUGUCUUACUUUUUAUUAGUAAACAAGUAAUAAGGGGUGAUACAUUACGCAACUAUUUUUUUUGUUCAAUUCCCCAAAGUAGUUUUUCAAAAAUGCUUGUAAAAUAAAUACAGUCAUUAUUUUAUCGAAAACAAAGGAACUAAACAAGAUGUAAAAUCGCGAGUGCAUAAUUAAUAGUGUCUUUAGGUUGAAUAUAGGGGAUGAUUCAAAAGUUAACAAAAAAUAUACAUAUAUGUCAUAUUUUUGAAACUAUUGUGCCAUUAUCAAACUUCAAAUUGUAUGAUGACUCGACGGAAAUGUUUAAAAAAAUAAUAAUGGCUGUAUUCAUUUUCAUUAAAAAUAAAUAUGGGUUCGAUAAGUUUGAGACAAUUUGAGAUAGUGAAAUUCGCAACUAUUUGACUGUUUUUUGAUAUAAUUUGGUUACAUCUUCAACGGGUAAUACCUGUAAACCAAUUUAAACUAAAUUAUUCUAUGAAAUAGAAUAUAUAUCUCUUUCCAUUGGUUCCAUAAUGUUUACCUGCUUAUGAAAUCAAGAAUUUUAUUAGUAAGUUUUGAAAACACUUUUAAUCGAACACCUUGAUCUAUUUCAGUUGUUCUGAGUGAAAAUAAAUAUUAAUUAAAGUGAUUAUGUAUCGAUCCAAUAAUGCAGAGGAUAAAAGUUUAUCUAACUGGGAAAUUUCGAUCAACGAAACAUUUAUUUUUAUAUAUAUUUGAAUUUUAUAAUUAUUAUUAAAGAAUUCAAUUGGUAGGUGUACCAAAAUAUAUCAAUUUUUUCAUUUCAAUAUCCCAAAUUGAAAAAAAAUAUAUAUGCUAAUUAUUUUUAUUAAAAAAUAUUUAUUAUCUAUUUACAUUGAGAAAAAAAAUAACAAAUAACAAAAUGUCGAUCAAUUUUGUAUAAAUUUUCAACCUUCCAAAUAAAAUUUAUUAUUUUUAUAAAACAGAAUAAAAUAUAUCUCAAUUUAUCACUAGCAAUAAAUCAGUACAUCAAUUGAUUGCUACCAAAAUACAAAGAAAUAUUGACAGAAAUAUAAUGUUAUAGCAAAGGACUGCUGCCAAUAUACCUCUGCAGCAAUUGUUUCUUAGCUAUAAACCAUAGUAAUUGAUCGCUGGUAAUACAUUCCCACAGCAAUUGAUUGUAAUAUAUCACCGUAGAAGAAUAUUGACAAAUAUGUUAUUAGAAUUUAUUGCUAGCAAUUCACUGUUACAAAAAUUUUUCGCAACACAAAUUGAUUGCUAAUGAUCAUCUGUAACAAUAUACCAUUACAAUUAAAUAUUGACAGAUAUAAUGUCAUAGCAAUUGAUUGCUAUCAAUUUACUUUUACAAAAAUUUAUCGCUUAUGAUAUAUUGCAACAGAAAUUGAUUGCUAACUAUAUAUUACUAAAUUAAUUAAUUAUCGGUGUUAUAUGUUUACAGAUAUUGUUGAAAUAAGCGAUUUCAUAAUACAAUUUGUGUUUCGCAUAUUUUCAAUAUAACUUUUUGUUUAUACAAAAAUGGUCGUAUUCUAACAUUUGCUUUUUUACAUACCAAACGUACUGAACCUAUAUUAUAAAUUAAAAAAAUUAACAAAUUAUAUGUUUUAAUGAAAUAAUUAUGUGUCUUAGUCAGAAUUUCGUUACUUAGUCAACAUAUUUUAUUUAUUGUGCAAAUAUGAUUGUUCAAUGCACUACCGGGUUGAUAAAUAUGAAUAGGUGAGUCGAAAUGUACUAACAAUGGUUUCGAAUAUUUUUUAAAAUGUUUUUCAAAAACUAUAAAAUUGUCUUUUCUGUGAUAUUUAUACUAUUGAGAACAUAGUGUCGUGGUAAAUUUAUUGUAAAUCCAGAGUGAGUUGAAUAAAAGUUGAGUUUUAAUAAUAGCAGUUAUAAAUUUAUUAUAUAGAGAGAAAUUGGGAUACUGUAUAAAAAUACCUCGACUUUCAUUUCAUUUCUAAAUGAAUAUUUACUCUAAAAAGUAUGCUUAUAUUGUUUAUAUUUUGACUCAUCUAAGGUUUUUUAUUACAAACUUAAAUUUAACAAAUUGUACUCUCUCGUAAACAAAUUUUUACUGUUGUAAAUAGUUUUUGUUAUUUGAUCUGUAUUGAAAAUCCCUUUUUGCAAAUAAAAUUUUUAUGCAAUAUCAUGCAGAUUACCUAGAGGCUGUGUUUUUCCAGACGUUCUAUAAGUGGAAGAUUAUUGGAAAUGAAGGUAAUUUCAGUAAAUCUCCAACAGAUUAUUGUGAUAUUAUUUAUUUUGUUUAGUGUAUAUGUUUCUUAUUUAAAUACUUUUUUCAUGUGAAUAAUACUUGUAAGUUGUGAAAAAUUGUUGUAUACAAAAUUUUAUUCACAUUUUUCAUCUUAAAAAGACGGUUUAAAUAUUAAAUUGUCAAUAUCUUGUUGAAUAACAAUCAGAAUUAGCAAUCUUAUAAAUUAUUUUACUGGCAAGAAGACCUUUUGGUCAAUUAGUCAUUUUAUUAGUCUUUUUUCUGUAGACCACAUGAAUCAGAUUCUCAAGUGCUCUCCUUAUGUAUCUGUAACUAACAUCAUCACUUAUUUGCAGAAUCUUCAGACCAAGUAAAAAGAAAACUUAUUCAUUAUACUUAUUAUUGAAGUAUUUAAGUAUUAUACUUAUGCUUAUAUAAGUUUUGUGCAUCAAAGUAAAUUUAUGGUUUUUUUAGCUCUAGGAAUUUUUCUGAACAUCCUAUAUAUUUUGCCGUGUGGCAACCCGAAUACAAAUUUACUUUAUUUUCAAAAAUAUUUCUGUAAAAAGAGAUCUUGACUAUAUAUUUGUCAUGCUGACAUAGUUAAAGGAUAAUAAGUAAAUGGGACGUAUUUUCUACAGUGCUUGUACAGGAAACUGGUUAAAUAUCAAUAUUUUCUUCUCCACCUCAGUGCAGUAUAAUCUACAAAAUGAGUACCGAUAAUUAAAUAUUUAAGAGUAUAGUUUUUUAAUAAUUAAUAUUAAAUACUAAAGUAGUUCGUAAUCCUUGGAACAUUCUUAAGUUUCUGCCUUCUUUGGUCUCAAUACUGCUAUUGUUUUUUUUAACAAUGUUAAAUUUUAUUCAAUCAGUAUUUAUAUUCUUUGUGUCUGCAAUGGUAACUCUUCUUAAUACCUUUUUUUUUUUUGGUGCUGUAAUUACUUUUACAAAACAGUCAUCCGUUUAGGAAAACUACAUCCUAUUUUUAAAACUCACCUUUUAAGCACAAAUAACUGUCAUAAUUCACAGAUGAAGUGGUGAAUUUCAUCAAAGAAGUUAUAAUUCAACUUUUUGGUAAAACCAAUCGAAACUUCUCUAGUUAAUAGGCUUCCAAACCAUUUUCUUCUAUAGGUAAAUCUUGAAAUAUAACAAAAAUUGUAUUUAGGUUUAAUGAAACAUAAUCUAUACCUGCAAGGUUUAUCCUCUUGUGUUUUCAGUUCAUUUUAAUUGUUGAAUCACAUCUUUAGAUCAUUGAAAAUAUUUAUUUCGGUUAAUUAAUGUAAUUCGAUACAUUGCCUAACUACUUGAAUAAAAAUUUAUCUAGAGCAAUUGAAUUUUGAAAAGGAACUGAAUGACCCUAUCGAAAUUUAAAUUUCUAGAAUAAUAGUGAAAUUAUUGGUGCAAUAUUGAAUCUGAUACUUUAUAUAAAUAUUGGUUAACAGUCUACAAUGAAAGAUGUAAAUAUAGUUUUUCGUCUUCCAUUUAUAGUAUCUGCCUGGAUAGUUAAAUUAACUUAUCAUUGUUAUUUUGUUCUUUGUCUGUGUACGGUAAACUUUCGUAUUUUUCUAACCUGCAACAUACCAACUUAACCUAAAAAGACAAAUUUUGAUUAUUGAUUGAUUAGAUUCAAGUCCCUAAUAAACAAAAAUUUAAUCUCAAAACUUCUCAAUAGUUUAAAAUAUAUGUUGUAAGUUGAAAAAAUGAAAGUUAUGUUUUGCUCUGCGCUAGUCGAAAUGUAUUUAUUUUAUUGCGGAUUCGAUUUCUGGUAAUUGAUAAGUCAUGUUGCACAUGUAAACCAUUACUACUAUUUAUACUGAUUACAUUAAUCACAUAUGUAACGUGCGAACAGUCACACUUUUAAUAAAGUUAUCACUUUGUUGAAAGUUUUUCUGUUUACACUAUAUUUAUAUAUCGGGUGGAAGUAUAUAUUAUAUCUAUAACGAUAAUAAAAAUUUGCAGAACUA